CACGCGCUCUAUUAUUUCAAAAUCAAAGAGCUUCAACUCAUACGCAAGUUAAUCGUUUGUGUUCUUUUGCGGAUCACAGUGAAAAUUAUAUUAAAUAUAUAAAACUUUUUAAAUGUUUAAUAAUCUGGAUGUGGUUAAAUUUUUGAAAUGUUUAAAUAUAAUCUUACGAUAUGUUGUUACCUAAGUAAAUGUGCUUUUUUGGAAAUACACUGAAAAAAAUUAAUAAGAGAAAUUUGCAUUUCUAAUAACAGAAAAUUAUAGCUGAUAGAAACGAGUACAAUAUUUAAGCUUCAUGUAUUUGUGGUAACAAACUACUACAAGAAAAAUAUUUCGUUUUACAUUGCUUUAUAAUUGUUUUAACUAUUAAAAAAUAGUGUUGAUUGUUACUUUGUAGGAAUUCUGCCUUACAGAGUGUGUAUAUUAUGUUCUAUGGCUAAAAAUAUCCGCAUGGAUUGAUUGAAAUGUGGCACGCAAGUAAUCCGCAAACUCAAUAGGCACAAACAAAUAAUAUACUGUCCUCAACGAGAAAAAACACAGGCUAAUCGAAUUUAUUAUACAAGAGUGGAAAAUUAAAAAAUAGUACAUGAACAUGCUUUAAGCAAAAUAAUAUUUGAAAGAAAAAGAAUAUUCUUAAAUAAAAGAUAUUCGAUUUGAGCCUUCGAUACAACUACUACGAUGACUUCUUUUGGAGUACAGCAGCCUUCAUCUACAAACGACCCUCAGAACUCUGUUACAUUGGACAGUUCAAAACGCCCCCAAAUAAAUGGUGGGCGUUUCGAUUUUGAGGAUGGAGGAACAUUUUGUGGCGGGUGGGAGGACGGUAAGGCCCAUGGGCAUGGUGUUUGUACUGGGCCUAAGCAUCAAGGAGCAUAUGCCGGUGCAUGGAAUUAUGGUUUUGAGGUAUCUGGUGCAUAUAUUUGGCCAAGCGGUUCACAUUAUGAAGGCCAAUGGCAAAAUGGACGACGGCACGGUUUGGGUGUAGAACAAAUUGGUCGUCAAAUAUAUCGAGGGGAAUGGUCAAAAGAUGGACAUAAGGGAAGAUAUGGUAUCCGAGAAAGUACUGUUUCUACCGCUAGAUACGAAGGAACGUGGAACAUGGGUUAUCAAGAUGGCUACGGUUGUGAGACUUAUGCUGACGGAGGAAAAUAUCAGGGGCAAUGGCAAGAGGGAAAACGUCACGGAUAUGGUAUUCGGACUUCAGCUCCCUUCGGACUAGCAUCACAUUAUCGACGGAAAGAUACUCACACGUCCUUAAACUCGUUACGGAGUUCAGAUAUUGGAGAAGUCGACAAAGUUCGGUCAGAAGAAAUAAGAGGGGGUUUCGUGCUAACUGCAAGAUCGGAUAAACUACCUGCUCGACGCAAUAGUUUGACAGAGAAGUCAAAAAAAGGAUUUUUAUCUGGGUUUAAAAUGCGAAAACAAAAAAGUACAGGAGAUUUGGAGAAACGUGGCACCUUAACAUCCAGCAGCGUUAGGUCAACGGCGUCAACUUCAUCGUGGGCAAGCACCGGAUCAGAACAAUCCAACCUAACUACAAGGUCGGCUCACACAGAUUCCAACGCUAGCUUUACAAUGGAAGAUGAACAACUAGAUUCUGCAGUGACUGAAAUAUAUAUGGGGGAAUGGAAGAAAGACAAGCGCUGUGGACAUGGUGUUGCUGAACGUAGUGAUGGGCUUAAAUACGAAGGAGAGUGGUAUAAUAACAAGAAACAUGGCUACGGUGUAACUACAUUCCGAGACGGUUCAUUUGAAGAAGGCAAAUAUAAGAAUAAUAUUUUAAUGACAAGCCAAAAGAAGAAGCAUUUGUUUCUUGCGCGAUCACGUAAGUUCCGAGAUCGCAUCAACAUAGCUGUAAAUUCUGCACAAAGGUCGUUAAAAAUGGCGAUGCAAAGGUCUGAUAUUGCCAUUUCACGUACUUCAACUGCAUCUGACAGAGCGCAAAAUGCCGACAUUGCAGCUGAUAAAGCCCGCAUUGAUUGUGAAAUCGCUGUUAGUAUGGCGCGUGAAUUUGCUCCUGAUUUUAAGCCAUCAGUUUUAGACAGAUUUCAAAAACUGUUUUCUCGAAAUCACUUUAAAUUAGGCCAUUUGAGGGGAAACUGCUCUCCAUUACCUGAUAAUGAAAAUAGUAGAUCACCAAAUAAAAAAGGACUCUUACUAAAAGAAUUGAAUGAACACGAUCUCAAUGUGUCUCUUCGACAGCAAUCAGAUAUUUUGUCUAAUUCUGUACCCCCACAAAAACUACAUGUAACGCCACAAACAGAUUUUGCCCAUUUAGUUAAUCAACCAAGUCAAUUCAGUAACAGUUCUUUUUCUCAUAUUUAUCCUUCACAAAUCAAAGGCAAUGAAGGACAAUUGAAGGCGCUCUUAGUUUUGUUAAACGUUGGUCUAAAGAAUUUAGAGAUCCGCUUACCACAAAAAUUCUUUUUACAUCUCUGGUGAGGCCUAUAUUAGAGUAUGCUUCUGUGGAACCCUAGUUACCAAGUCCAUUCGGAUAAGUUAGAGUCCGUUCAAAAACAAUUCUUACUUUUUGCCUUAAAUCAUUUGCAUUGGGAUUCCAGUUUAAAUCUUCCCCCUUACACUAACCGUUUAAAACUUAUAAAUCUCCGGACACUCGCUAGUCGUAGGGAGAUGCUUGGUAUAAUAUUUAUUGUAAAACUCAUGAAUGGGUCAGUCUGUAGCCCAUCUCUCUUAUCUGAUAUUAAUUUUAACGUCCCCGCUCGCACUACCAGGCAGUUUAGACCCUUCCUUUUAAAAUUUUCUAGAAAAAAUUUUGAGUUAAACGAACCAUUCCGUCGUAUAUGUCAUGAUUUCAAUUUUCAUUCCAGCACAUUUGAUUUAACAGACUCACUUUUUACAAUUAAAAAAAUUAUUUUAUCUACUCUUAACAAGUAAAAUUAUAAACUUUAAUUUAAUUCUUAAUUUUGGCUGUUGAAAUUUUUGUUUCUGUAGCUGAGCAGCUUAAGAUCGCAACGCUUAAAACUCUCUUGCCUUUUAUGACUCGGCUAAUUCCGCUCGUUCGCGGAUUGCGCCCCUCGCGUCGGUUGGGCGGGAGGAGGGUAACCGUUGGGUAUUAUUAUAGCAACUUACCUUUAUGCCAAAAAGGGGUAAAAUCGGGUCAACACUUUCUCUAUACCCCAUACUCGUAUGAAACAUUUCUAAAUUCAGAUUUACUAUAUCGUAGAUAUCGGACAAUUUGUGAGUUAAUAUAACAAAGAGAGCAUCUCUUUCUAAUAAUACUUGUAGUGUUAGCCCCCAUAUAGUUACUUAAUAAAGAAUUUAAAAAAAUCCGUUCGACUUUAUACUUUAUGUAGCAUAUUAGGGAGGUAUCCUAUUGAAAGUUUGCGUGUAUUUUUUCCUGGCAAUUGUAUAUCGUGUUACCAAAAAUUUAUAAUAUUGGUAAAUCGGAUUAAUUGUAAACUUAGCUUGGGAUACUCACUAUACCGCAUAUAUCCGUCAAUAUCUCAAUCUUAGGGAAAUUAAGUGUAAAAUGUAUAAAAAAAAUUUAUAAAAUUGAUAUAAAAUUGAUAUACAAAUUACCACAGCUCAUGUAGACCAUAUACAAUUAUAUAUAUAUUUGUUAUGAUAGCUAAAUUUAUGCUAAUCGUUAAUUCAAACAUUCCCCUUGCCCAAAAUACACGAUAGUGUUACUUCCGACUUUUAUCCUUACUGUAAACCUUUUAUGUCGGUCAAUAUGCGCUGAAUAUAGAAGAAAUACGACUAGACUUGGGUCUAAGCCUCAUAUCCCAAAUAUAGUGAACAUCCAUCCUCUAGUUGAUGUUUUUCUCAUAUACGCAAAAUUUAAUUUAAUUCUGUCUAAUAUACUUAUCAUUUGAGUUAAUUAAGUUGAUCUUAAUCUAAUAGUAAUAUACCAUAUACGAUUAUAAUCCUCUCGCACUUCCUUUACUAAACUUUACUUUAAAAGGAAGAUUUUUUUUAAUAAAAUUUUAGCUGACACGAACUAAAAUAAUGUAAUAAACCUAAUUCGGCGUUUGUGGCUAAAAGUCAGUCUUCUUAAAGUACGUUGCUCAAGUUGCGUAUUUUAUUUUUGCAUUGUGAUAAUUAUUUUUUACGAGACUAUAGAAAUUGUGCACAACAUUUAAAGCUUGAUAUAAGAGAACAUUAUAAUAUUAAGUUUGCAGAAGUCUCGGUACCAUCAAGAAUCGAGUGAGAAUAAGACAACUUACAUGAACUUCCUUAAGGGGCUAUACCAGUGUGACACUUUAAAAAAAAAUAUUUGCUUCUUCGGUAGCUUAUAUUUUCAUAAAUAUCUUGUGAAAUUGGGAAGGUCGUAUCUUGAAUAUAUUUGGAUUGCAGCGUUCUAAAGAGCGACCUCUCGGAGGUGCAAACAUAUGUAAGUGAAACUUUAAACACAUAUUUCUCGAAACGACAUUUUUUAAAAUUGCUGGCGUCAUAACUCAACGAGAAAUUAACCGAUGGGCCUCAAAUUAAAACUAAGUAUUGUUGAAUACAUUUACUAUACAAUGACUUUUGAUUGGUUGAAAAUUGUCAAUUUGGCAUUAAAAAAACGAAAAUUUUUUACCUAAAAAAUAUUUUUUUUUUCAAAAUUAUGCCAUUUUGUUACUUUCGAUAUUUUUCAAAGAUGGUAGGUCAUUGUAUAGGAAAUAUCUUUAAGUUUAAUAAACUUUUCAAGUUUUUUUGUUUCAACUACUCAUUCGGCCGGAAUCACGCCAGCAGUUGGGACACUUUUUUUUGGCACCUCAGAACAGAGUUUAUAACUCCUAUAGUUUUCAAAAUUUUUGUAAAAAAAAUCUUGAAAAUAUACCUUAUUACGUCCAAAGAAGUUUGAAAUAUUCAAUCGCGUCACACUGGUAUAGCCCCUCAAAUGCAAAUAUCCAAUUCGCUACAUAACUUCAAGUAUAGUAUAUCUGUAUUUCUUCUAAAUGCGGUUCACUUUUUAAAUUUUUAUUAUGCUAUUCUAUAUAUGUAUA
Messenger RNA from Bactrocera dorsalis (oriental fruit fly), 4949 nucleotides. Its product is annotated as junctophilin-1. Bases 676 to 2439 code for a protein of 587 amino acids. Gene Ontology annotation, cellular component: plasma membrane; endoplasmic reticulum membrane; junctional membrane complex. Lineage: Eukaryota; Metazoa; Arthropoda; Insecta; Diptera; Tephritidae. The record is from RefSeq and is a predicted model, not a curated record. The transcript is spliced from 7 exons.